Lymnaea stagnalis (great pond snail) is the source of this 9062-nucleotide messenger RNA. NCBI's taxonomy places the organism in Eukaryota, Metazoa, Mollusca, Gastropoda, Lymnaeidae. The record is from the annotation of a GenBank genome assembly.
AAUUCAAUGGAUACUUAGAUAAUGCAAUGGAUACGUCGAGAGAGGUGAUUCUACAAUAAAUCGAUUUUUUGGAGGUAACGAUGGAUACGUCAAAAACUCGAAGAUCAGAUUUUAUGGAUAAUAAGGUCGUAUCCCCACCACCACCACCAUCGCCGCCCAUGGAUACGUCGCCAGGUCAUGCCUCACCAUUGGCGUCGCCCUCGACGGCUCGGUCGCCUUUCUCGUGGGGCCACCGGGUCAGUGAGGUCACCGAAGUGCCGCACUACGCCGCAGCGGUCGGGUCACCACCGGGUGAGACGGAACCACGUGGCCACUGUGAACACGGACACGGUCCAGCGGACUUGUGUAAUGUGUCUCCCAAGAACGUGACGUGUUCCACAUCAGGAGAAGAUCACUCGGAACGAAAGGGAGGAGAGCUCCGACAUCAAACAAUGGAAGUGGUAAGACGGCUUUGCGCUUUGUCAAAAGCGAAUGUGCCACAAUGUGUCAAAAAUACUACUACCUGCUUUAACGUAUCUAGUCAAUGAUCACAGAACAUAUACAUUUAAUGGUCAAAUUCCAUAUCAGAUCAAUUGCACCAAUAACAGCUAUUCAAUUUCCAAACAGCACAUCUUUUGUUCAAUUUCCAAACAGCACACUUUUGUUCAAUUUCCAAACAGCACACUUUUGUUCAAUUUCCAAACAGCACACUUUUGUUAAAUUUCCCCACUAUAAAUCUUUUUCAAAUUUUGUAUUUCCUCAUUACACAUCAACUUGGUGUCCCUCUAAUGUUAAAACACCGAUAGCAUAAUUUUGAGACCCCUUAAUAUUACAACUCUUACGACAUAAUUUUGAGAGCCCUUAACAUUACACCUCUUAUGACAUAAUUUUGAGACCCCCCUAACAUAAAACUCGUAUGACAUACUUUUGAGACCCCCCCCCAACCAAUAUUACAGCUACUAAGACAUAAUUUUGAGCCCCCCCCCCCAUAUUACAACUACUAUGAUGUAAUGUUGAGACCCCCACCAAUAUGACAACUCGUGUGACAUACUGUUGAGACCCCCACCAAUAUGACAACUCGUGUGACAUACUGUUGAGACCCCCACCAAUAUGACAACUCGUGUGACAUACUGUUGAGACCCCCACCAAUAUGACAACUCGUGUGACAUAUUUGAUUGCUUAGACGUCCCAUAUAAAUCUUUGUCCACCAACCAGUUUAGAGAAACGAGUUGUAGACAUUUAAGUACAAAAUCCAUUUCUGUGUAACAUCAGAUUCCCGGAAGGACCACUCACAAGGUCGUGUGCAGAUGGAAGACGUGCGGUCAGCUGUUCCCUGGUCAAAGACAACUGUCCACUCACGUCAACGAUGACCAUGUCCGGAUAGAGCGACCUGACCUUGACUUUCAUUGUCAUUGGCAAGGGUGUCCGAGGCUAGGCAAGGGAUUUAAUGCCAGGUAAGCAUUGUCAUUUGUCACGUGGAAGUUACUUCAAAGUUAUAGUUUAUAACAGAUGUAUGAGGGAAGACUGUGGUCAAGGUUUGACAUAUACGUAUAUCGCGUGCAGUACUCUAUUACCCCUUUAUUCGAGUAUCACCAGAGGUUGGAGAAAAUGUUUUACCCAAUUUAGACACACCCUCACCAGACUGACAGUUGAGACACUCUGUCAACAGACUGACAGUUGAAACACUCUGUCAACAGACUGACAGUUGAGAGAGACUUUCAACAGACUGGCAGUUUAGACACUCUGUCAACAGACUGAGAGUUGAGACACUCUGUCAAAAGACUGACAGUUUAAACACUCUUUUAACAGACUGACAGCUGAGACGUGCGUUCACUAGACUGACAUUCAGACACGCUCUCACGAGACUGACAGUCUAGACACACUCUCACCAGACUGCAUGACAGUUCAGACACACUCUCACCAGACUGCAUGACAGUUCAGAUACACUCUCACCAGACUGCAUGACAGUUCAGACACACUCUCACCAGACUGGCAGUUCAGACACACUCUCACCAGACUGACAGUUCAGACACACUCUCACCAUUAUGACACAAGCAACUUCACCCUUUCAUAAUGCCGAAAUUUAGCUUUUAAAAAAAAAAUUUUUUUUUCGUUAACAUUUUUUUUCCCCUCGUCAACUCUAUCUAUCUUCAUCUUUUUCAGAUACAAAAUGCUUAUCCACAUCCGAACCCACACAAAUGAAAAGCCCCACUCAUGUCCCAUGUGUAGCAAAUGUUUCUCGCGGCUUGAGAACCUUAAGAUUCAUACGCGCUCACACACGGGUAAGUGCACUCCUUAAUGAGUAAAAACGUGCAAACAUUUGAAGACUCUUCUCAAUGGUAUUUUUAAAAAAUAAGUUUUUCUUUAUUCCCUGGCUAAAGUAUACUUUUAUAAUUCCAAAGCAUUGCCCUAUGUCCAAUAGGGUUGGUCAUUUCUAAGACCGGAAAAGUCACAUUGCAUUACGUCAUGUUACUAUUUUUAGACAAUUUUUUUCGUAAGAAAUAGCUUCUAACAAUGUAUUUCCGCAUAUUUAAAGCAGUAACAAUUUGUAAAAAUCUUUCGUAAAAUAAAGUUGUAAACACGUUGUCGUCUAGUUUAAGACCCGCUACGCUGGCUCACAUUAACGUAGAAGUACCGAGCAGCUGUUGAGAGAUUGGCCAAACGGAAUACCAGGGUGUUUUUUAUUCAUAUCUUAAUAAGAUUGGCCAGACUGUACGCCCGGAUGUUCUUUGAAUCGACUUCCGGCAUGAAAUGACAACCCCCCCCCCCCUAAACGAAUGAAUUGUGAUCAAUGUGACCAUAAUUGAAACACAACUUUUAAAAUGUUGAUAAGAAGGUGCAGUCGUUAAGUUUUUUUUUUUUUUUUUGGUUUAUUUUUUUUUCAGGGGAGAAGCCAUAUUUGUGCACGUUUCCCGGGUGCGGCAAAGCGUACUCCAACUCGAGUGACCGCUUCAAACAUGUGCGCACGCACCAGGAAGAGAAACCUUACAAAUGCAAGAUGCCCGGCUGCCAAAAACAAUACACGGACCCGAGCUCGCUGCGCAAACACGUGCGCACGUACGGGCACUCUUUUGGGUUAGACGGUGCGGUGUCAAGGCGUGCGUCCGGUGCGAAGGAUUGUGGUGUUUUGGGGAUACGUAGUGUAAGAGUUGAUGUGAGUAGUCACCGUGACCUCUGCUCAAAAUAUCACAGCGGCGUCAACACGCACGUACCUCCUAGAACUCCUGAAGCGCUGAGUGGCAAUAACAGUUUACAAGAUGAAGCAAAAAGGUGCAAGCUAAGUGCCUUUGAAUACCCGUCAGGUAAUGUGCACGGCAAGGGAGAGUCUUUCGGCUUAAACAGAAACAUGCGCACUAACGCAAACGGAGAUAACGAGGAUUCACAUCUGAACAAUAUUUUCCUUUCUCUGUGCAAACAAGAGCUCCCAUCAGGAGACGACCGCGAAUCACGUGCCGCCAACACGUGCCCGUAUCCCGGAAAAGUUUUAGAUUUUCAAAUGCGAUGUCGCGAAAACCACGGCGGUAAAAUCCACCACGGCACGGGAAGUGACGUCAAGAUGCACACCAUGCCAGAUGUAAACAACAAUGUCUGCAAAACGGAAGAAGAAACGGAGACGAGUGUACGUUCUUCAGCACGCAUCUAUGACAGUGAAGUGUUAUCGCAUGCGGUACGCAGCCACACCAAGUCACCGGGGCUGGAAUAUAAGUCCCCACUCAACAGAACAGUCCCGUCGGAAGGCGAAAAGUUGAGUUUGGUUUCCACUUCAGAUGUGUCAAACGCUGGCCACUUACCAGCAGUCUCCUUAACCUCAACAAGACACUGGAAAAAGAGGAAGAUUUUGUGCAGCGAGUCAGAACAAAAGGUCGUUGCUCUCACAGCCAGCGCCCCUAUUGAAUCACACCGUCCAUGGCAACAAUCACCACACACACCCACACAAAUGGAGCAACAAUCGCCACAUCCGCCCACACAAUCGCCACACCCACCCACACAAUCGCCACAUCCACCCACACAAUCGCCACCCCGACCCACACAAUCACCAGAAUUAACACCUCAAAUACCCACACUUCCACCUGGUAUCCUUUGUCGGCCUCAGGCGUCCUCAACACCCCUCUCCCCCCUAACGGCACGCCCCUGGUCACCUGACCUUGAGCGGAACGUCUACACCCUUGCACAACAGAAAAGUCAAAGCUCUCAUACCGGCUCCCCAUUAAGCUCCUUUACUCACUCCCCAUUAAGCUCCUAUACCCACUCCCCCUUAAGUUCUUAUUCCACUGACAGCCCUCCCUUAGAAUUCCUCAAUUCCUCUAAAUAUUGCAGAAACGCAUUUUCUCCACCUUGUUUUAAAAACCCACCGUUGAUGACGCCAUCAAACCCGAACACGGCCAAAUGUGACCUCCCCACAGCAAACUGCCCCAUGUAUCCCCUGCUGCAGCUACCAUACUCAGACCAGCACCCCUUCAUUUGCUCCCCAUCCUCAGUCAGCUCUUGUCCGAAUGUUUCUCUGCCUCUCAUGUUUCCAUUACGCCCACAGAGCCACCGCCCUGCUUCCGCCUCAGACUAUCUGGGUGGCCACGGUCUGCACCGCUACACGCCUUCCACCGGUCCUUUCUUGUGUGACGGCAAACUUCACGAUUCCGCACCUGCAAGGUACCUGGUUUCGUUAACGCCUAUUCUAGACAUGCCUCCUGCACUCUCGCCUCUAAUGGAACUGCUUUAUCCAGUUCAUCUUUCACAUUACCAUCACCAGUAUUACUGACGAGCCAUGAAAAACACAAUCCUCACCUAUAUGCCACCCAAAUAUAACAUUACUAAUGGAGCACAAUUCCUCAAAUAUAUGCCAGUCAAAUAUAUAACAUUAUAAAUCCUUAAUUCAUGACACCUCAAAAGAAAGAGAGCAUUCUUGACAGCUUAUGUGAUAGUGUUUACCCAAUCACAAGUGUACAUUUAAUGCAUAACUAUUUAUAUUACGGCAAAGUGCGUAUUUUAUACAUCGUGCACUUUUUAGAACGUUUAAUUAUCAUGAAUCAUUCUUUCUGCCGGACAGUUGACUUGAUCGGAGUGGUUCUGCACAAUCGCCUGGUCACGUUACGGGGACCUCCACUCGGUUGACAAGACUUAACCCCUGGAGAUGCGUUAGGACGUAAUCAUCUUCUUAGAAGAUAGAUAAAAGCAACAAAAAAAAUUAAUAAUAAAAAUAGUGCUAUCGUUGUUCAUUUAAAAUAAAACGAACUAUAGAUUCGAAACAGCCCAUAGUUCCGGAACAAUCUUUUUUUUUCUUUUUUUUUUUAAAUUGCUAGCGGUAUUAAACCAUUACUGUUAAACACGGUAUAAAGUGAGUUUUUCAUCUUCUUUGGUGGUUAUUAACUGUUGAAUUAUAUUUAAUAUCUUUGCAAUUCGUGAUUCCUGUUGACGGGUGUUCUAUCGUGAUUUCUUAGACGGUUUAGAAUUGUAUUUCUUUUCCUAGCUCUUUUUUUUUUUCUAGGCUCUAACUAAAGUUGUAAACAUUCUCUACAACUUACACUCCCCAAAUAUUUCCUGAGCUUUCCACAGUCUGAUAUUAUGAACUUUAACCUAGCUAUUCUUAGCAUGCAGCCACAUUAUUGAUAAAUUGUGUAAACAAUACAUUGAUAAGCCUUGUGUUGUCACCACGGACUGAAUGGUUCAGUUAAGCUGCCGUCCUCUUUGAUAUUUAUGUUAGACAACUUUUAAGUUCCCAUUGCGUAAAUGACAAUGUUGUUGAGUGUUUAAGUAUAGACUAACGGGUAGAUACAAUUUUAUAAUCUAACGGUUAAAAAUAUACAUAUUUUGAGUUUUUGUUAGUUUUUUUACCAGUAGUUAGAAAUGGAUUCGUUAUGCAAUCAAAUUGAUUUUUAAAUAUGCCCUUAAAAAAUCAAUUAAUAAAUAAUGUAAUUUAUUUCGUAAUAAAAUAGGCUUCGUGAACAAUAGUGAACAUGUUUUAGCACAUUCAGUAGACAACGCCACCGUCUACUGCGAAGUAACUAUACCGUCCGUAGGCCGUAGCAAGUCCUCCCUCAACACGAACAAUUUUGCCUACGAAAAAAAAAAGUCUUUAAACUGUGAAGAAUUAGAGGAUAACAGUAACAGUAGAAUAGUGACAUUAACUUUAACAUAAAAUUAUUUGACUUCCGACCAGAUGAUUGCUGGGCCCGCCCCUGCUUAACCAAUCUUUCUAAGAAACAUGCCUAGAAAUGUAGGCCUACGUGGCAUAAUUAUUAUAAUGGUUUGUUUUACUAGCUGCCGACGAGUCCAUUGAGUUUGCUUCUCAAUUUUUCUCGAAAAGUUUCGAUAAUCUCUUCUAAAUAUUGGGCAGGCAUAUAGGCCAGCAUUCAUGCUAGGAUUUUAAAAACGUUACUUUUUUUUCUUUCUAUUUAAUAUUCAGAAAAUUUGUCAGCCAAUCUUUACCUUUCUAAAUACAAUAGUACAGUGGAACCCCGCUAUAACGCGCCCCGCCAUAACGCGAAUUCGGAUAUAACGCAGUCGUAGCAUGGCUCCCGAAAUUUGCAAUUCAUUUACUCCAUCAGGCCUAAGUUCUUUGAAAAUUUUAUACAUUGCUUGGAAAGCCAUUUUUUAAAGCGAAAAAAAUCACAACUUUUCAAAAUAUCGUAGAGAAUGAGCCCUUAAACGCACCAUGUUCAAACUAUUAUCAAAAUUAAUGCCGAAAACGAGGCUUUCUUCCGGUAGAACUAUAAAUAGUAUACACGUAUAUGUUCUCGGAAAAAAAGUUAAAUAUUGUAAAACCGCUUUUAACGCGACCCCGCUUUUAACGCGAUCCGAUUUUAUGGACCCCGAUCAUCGCGUUAUACCGGGGUUCCACUGUAUUAUUGUGCUGAAAAAAUAGAUGAUUGUUUCGUAUCCUAACAUAAACACUUUUUUUUUAAUACACUGUAGCCAAAAAAGUGGCCCCUCCCUUUUCUUCCUCAACUACCCAGGGAACAUUGCCAUAAACAUUAAAUCCAAUAAUUUCUAUUGGUAACAUUUACAAAGAAAUUCUAAUAAUUGCCGGGCACAAUUUAUUUUAUAAAAUAAUAUACACAUGAAUAUGUUAUGUUCAUUUUGCUUUUUUUUUUUAAAACAAGGGUUUUUAAACUGGAUUCAGAAAGCAAAAACUUUAUAUUAAAUGUGUCCAUAUUAUUUUUAAAAAAACAUUUAAGCAUUUAUUUUAAAAGACACGUAUAUUUUAUAUGUGAUAUUGUUUUUCAGGAAUUAAUUAUGAAGCCCAAGUUAAAUCUGUGUUUAUCAAAUUGACUGGAUUAUUAUGAUUUUUUUUAAAAUCUCUUCUAAGACUAUUGACCAAAGGUUAAAAAUUAACCUUCAGAAACUUGUAACAUUACAUAAAAUGAUUCACUCUCAUUGCAAAGGGUAUGGUUAACUAUUAAAUUUAAAAACUAUCAAAUUGAUUUCCGUAAAAACAACCAUCUAUAUUCUAUAUUUUCAAUUUCAAUGUAAUGUGGUCCUCUCUAAAUGGAAGUACUUUGACCACGCAAGGAGUUCUUGCUGCAAUGAAGAGUACAAUUACAAUGAAUAAUAAAUUAACAUUUGAGUUAAUUGUAGUUCAGCAAAUGUUUUUGAAUGUUUGAUCUUCAAAUAGCAUGUGUUCUAAAACUAGCUUUUAAAUCGAUUAUUUAAUUUAUUAUAAUACAAACAUACUAGCUGUAACAAUUUACUCAAUAAAAAAAAUGGUUACAAAAUGUAUGAUAAAUCUGCUAACAUCUCUCUUAACAUAUUUCUUACCACUGACUUCAUUAUGAUAACAUAAUUCUUACCACUGACUUCAUUAUGUUAACAUAUUUCUUACCACUGACUUCAUUAUGUUAACAUAUUUCUUGCCACUGACUUCAUUAUGUUAACAUAUUUCUUACCACUGACUUCAUUAUGUUAAUUUUUUUCUUUACUCUACUUAUUUUAGUUCAAUACUAAGACCCUUCUGACCACUCAUGACAAUUAUGUUUGUUUACUCAAAUUUCAACCUGUGAAGGCCCCUCUACCCUUCACCACAAUUGCGUGUUUGUUUAUUUAAAUUUAAACCGGUGAUUACAAUGUGUUUAUUUAUUAACUGUUAUUCCCAUUGGAGUUUCAAAUUAUUUUUUCUGGUGCUCCUAAAUUUGUAAUUUUUUAAAAACUUUUAUUCCCAAUGCUGACAAAACACUUCUGUUGCUAGCAGAAGGACAACUAAUUUAGAUUUAACAGCAAAGUAAAGAUCAAUUCAAUAUUUUUAAAGACUUCAUUAAAAAAAAAUGUUGACAAUCAUGCAUUAACCAAAUUCAUAAUGAUACCAUUAACUUUCAAUGUCCAAUGAAAACCAUAGACAACUUUGUGACUUUAGGAGUCACCGAUUGUUAAAUAAAUGUCAUUUCUGACAACUGCAUUCUUUAAGCCACAGCAUAACUGGGGUUAUUAAAAAAAAGGACUAUUUUCACCUGAUAAAUUAAAUAAUGUCCAGCACCAACUUAAUAUUGUUUUGGUUCCAGGAUGUUUUAUCAGGUCAUCCAUGUUAUAACACAAACAUUCCAAACACUUUAAAAUCUGCCCAAUAUUUUAUGAACUUUUAAAUCAGAGAAACAGAAAGAAAAUUUGUUAUGUUGAACUGACCCUUAUUAAUUUGCAAUAGUGGAUGUCAAUGAAUUAUUCCAUGUGAUGUGUUUAAAUUAAAUGAUCAUAUGUUAGUUAAAACUAUGUCCACAAAUCAGGUAAAAGAAAGCAAAGCUAUUUUUUUUUAAUACCUAAUCAGCAUUCAUUCAGAUGUUGGGCCAAAGGGCCAGUGUGAGGAGAAGUCAUUAGAUCAUGAUCAAUAAACUGAUUCAAUGCUUAUGUUGAUUAAGAAAAUCUUUUUAUUUAAGCAGUACUUACUAGCUGCUUUCCACUGAAUACAAGUGUGAAAAUUAUUUCAAUACUAUGUUACACUUGUUUCAAAAGAUGAUAUUUUAUAAGCCCACCUACUUUUUAAGAGACAUUUAUUUUUAAUUAUCCAUUUAUUAUAUUGAUGUAUUACUUACUAUGUAUUUACUUACCAUGUAUUGCUAAACAUCGACAAAAAAUUGUCUUUUGGACAAUUUUGCACAAAG